Chironomus riparius is the source of this 471-nucleotide messenger RNA. Lineage: Eukaryota; Metazoa; Arthropoda; Insecta; Diptera; Chironomidae. The record is from the annotation of a GenBank genome assembly.
CAUCCAGUUUCAUUCAGUGAACAGUUCAGAACUUCAACAUUUAAAGUCAAAUCAACAUUUAAACUUUCAAAAAUGAAAUUCCUUCCAAUCAUUUUGUUCAUUGCUGCAAUCUUUGUUGCUGAAAUCAAAGCCGGUGGCCCAGCAGAACCAAAGGUUUGUGAAGUUGUAGCUCAAGUCAGCUUCGAAUUCACAUCAUUCACUAACAACCUUCUUCGUUUGUACAUCCUCAAUUUACCACGUAGUGAUGAAGUCACUGCUGAUGAUAAAUGUAGCAAAUUGGAUGGUUUAGUCGAUAUUGUCCAGAGAAAUGCUGAAGUUCCUGAAGAAGAUAAGUCAAGUAUUAAAAAUUUGAUCACUUCUGAAGAUGAAUUCGGAGGAAGAGCAUUGGCUGAUCAACUUACACGUGCAAAUAUUUGGGAUUGUCUUGUUGAAAUCUUCACUUCAGGAAUGAAUUCCUAUUUGACUUAUUAA